Boleophthalmus pectinirostris (great blue-spotted mudskipper) is the source of this 4464-nucleotide messenger RNA. RefSeq names its product methionine adenosyltransferase 2 non-catalytic beta subunit (gene mat2b). The transcript has 9 exons. Lineage: Eukaryota; Metazoa; Chordata; Actinopteri; Gobiiformes; Gobiidae. The coding region runs from base 132 to 1115 and encodes 327 amino acids. The record is from RefSeq and is a predicted model, not a curated record. Gene Ontology annotation, biological process: S-adenosylmethionine biosynthetic process. Gene Ontology annotation, cellular component: methionine adenosyltransferase complex. Gene Ontology annotation, molecular function: methionine adenosyltransferase regulator activity.
CAAAGUCAGUGCGCAUGCGCGGGUAUCGUUGGUUCUCCAAGGUUCUGCUGCAGAGAUCCACUUGGUUCCGCUGGGUUCGGUCCUUCUGAGCCCGGUUCUGCUCUGUUCUGCUCGGAGUGGCGCGGGUCCAGAUGCCGGGGUUCCGCAACGAAGAGCCGCAGGUGUCUGAGGGGGUAGGGCCAGGGACCAGGGGACGUGUCCUUGUCACCGGGGCGACGGGGCUUUUGGGGCGGGCCGUAUGUCGACAGCUCCGUGACGACGGCUGGAGCGUCAUAGCAACAGGAUUCAGCCGUGCCCUCCCCGGAACACUGCGCUGCGACCUGACGUGUGAGGAGCAAGUACACCUCAUGCUACAACAGCACAAGCCUCACGUGAUCAUUCACUGUGCCGCUGAACGCCGCCCUGACGUCGUCGAGCGAGCUCCUGACUCUGCUCUCAACCUCAACGUGCACGCCACCGCUGUGCUUUCCAAGGAGGCAGCGGCGUGCGGGGCGUUCCUCCUCUUCAUCAGCACAGAUUACGUGUUUGAUGGUCGGAACCCACCAUACGGAGAAGACGACGCCCCCAACCCCCUGAACCUGUACGGACGCAGCAAGUUGGAGGGAGAGAGAGAGGCCCAGAGGCAUUGCCCCGACUGUGUGGUGCUGCGGGUGCCGAUUCUGUUCGGGGAAGUGGAGCGGGUAGAGGAGAGCGCGGUGACUGUUCUCUGGACCUUGGUUCUGGACUCGGCUCAGACCUGCUCGUUGGACCACACCCAACAGCGUUUCCCCACUGAGGCCAGAGAUGUAGCACGGGUCUGCAGCAACAUCUGCUCCAGACGCACACAGGACCCGUCUGUGCGUGGCGUGUUCCAUUAUUCGGCUCAGGAGCAGAUGACCAAAUAUGAAAUGGCCAAAGCCAUCGGCGACGCCUUCCACCUGCCCUCUGAUCACAUCGUCCCGUUGACGGCGCCCGGCCCAGGCCCCGCCUCUCGCCCUCUGAACGCACGCCUCGCCUGCUCGCGCCUCGAGCUGCUCGGCCUCGCCGUGGAGCCCCGCCCCUUCAGAGCCGCCAUCUUGGAUUGCCUAUGGCCAUUCACCCCUGACCGCCGCUGGAGGCAGACCGUCUUCCACUGAACUACUACUACUACUACUACAACAACUACUGCAUCUGCUACUAGUACUGCUACUGCUGCAAAUACUUCUACUAGAGAUUGACCAAUAUGUUUGUUUUUUUCAUGACUGAUGUCGAUAGUUUAGAGUCAGUGUCCGUGGAGCUCUGCUGUUGCGCAGGGCUGAUUUAGAUCAUUUUCUUCAAAUUCUGUCACUUAAAGGCCAGUAUGACUCUGAUAAUUUCACAGAUUUCUUCUCUCAAACAGAAAACACUGCAGCUAGAAUUAUUUGGAUAAUUUCACAUACUUCUGUUACUGUUGCAUCUAUAUCUACUGCUUCUGCUACCACUGCAAAUACUUCUGCUGCUACUAAGCAAAUACUAUUACCGUGAUUUACUUUAGGCUCUUGGCUCUUGACUAAAAUGUUUAAUUUCCAUUUUGGGUUUAAAUGUAAAAUGAUGCACUUCUGUUUAGUGAAGCAUGUCGUUUGUGAUUCAUGGAAUUUCAAGCUGAACUCAGGAACUCUCUCUGAAGUGUUGGUCCUGGUUUAGUCCCAGUUUAGUCCCAGUUUAGUCCCAGUUUAGUCUCUGUUUAGACCUGCUUUAGACUCUGUUUAAACUCGGUUUAAACCCGGUUUAAUCCCGGUUUAAUUAAUCUUAAAGUCUUAAUUUAGUUUAGUUUAGGCCUGUUUUAGACCUUGUUUAGUCCAGACACAACCAGAGGAAACGUGAGAACAGCUUUGAAACAGAAAAAGAAAAGAUUUUGUAGAUUUUUUUUGUUAAAAAAGUCAAAACAAAUCAUAGAAUAAAAAUCAUAUUGUUGAAAAUUUUAAAAUCUCCUUUUUUACUCACUUCACCUGUCUGUGUGUGGACGGGGACUCUUCACCUGUCCGUGUGUGUGGACGGGGACUCUUCACCUGUCCGUGUGUGUGGACGGGGACUCUUCACCUGUCUGUGUGUGAUCAUUGAGAUGCAGACCUCAGAACAUUUGAUUAAUUGCAGAUAAUUGAAUGCUGUUUUUGUAUGGACCCUGCCUCUGCUCUGGUCCUGCUCUGGUCCUGCUCUGGUCCUGCUCUGGUCCUGCUCUGGUCCUGGUUUGGUUAAUGGUCUGAUUUGAAUGUAGACUGGGUUUUCAUUUGUCUGACUGGCGUAAGACUCAGACUUUUACCCAAAUCGUGUCUAAAUGAAGCAAGAUGAACCAGUUUGGGAUCACAGAGGCAGGGUUUAAAAGAGUCCCCCCCAAAAUCCAGAACUCAAACCAGACUAGAACUGAACUCAUCUUGGACUCCAUCAUGUCAGGUAAGUUUGAGGAAUCCUGUUCUGCACAAGAACCACAGAGUAAUCAGACAGGUGCAGACAGGUGUAGACAGGUGCAGAGCUCUCAUUGUAUCCUGUUUUUAUUUUUCCAGAUGAAAAAGCAUCUCUCCUGCUUCUGAUCUCAAGUGAGUGUAGAAGUUGAGCCUAAACCAGAACUAAACCAGAACAAAACCAGGUCUAAACCAGGUCUAAACAGGACUAAACCUGGUCAAAACCAGGUCUAAACCAGGACUAAACCCGGUCAAGAACAGAACUAAACCAGGUCUAAACCAGAACAAACCUAGGUCUAAACCAGGACUAAAGCAAGACUAAAGCAGGACUAAAUCAGGUCUAAACCAGGACCAAAUUUGAUCUAAACCAGGGACUAAACCUGGUCUAUCCCAGUCUCUCUGCAGUGGGUCUAUGUGGGGUCCUGGCUGAUAUCCGAAGGACUUUCAUUUAUGUGGAGGAGAAGCUGAACUGGUCUCAGGCUGUGGACCGGUGCUUAGAGCAGGACUCAUUCUUGGCCUCGAUUCUGGACCUCCGUGAGAACUCUGAGGCCUCGCCCCCGAAGGACAAGUACUGGACCGGACUGAGCCGGGCCUGGACCUGGGCUCUGGAGGGGGACUCGGAAAGGGCGGACUCACACUGGACCCUGCACUGGGCGGAGAACGAACAGCUGGAGGGAAGGAACUGCACCUCCCUGGGGACCUUGGACCUCAAAUGGGUCUCCAAACUGCACCGUGAAGCUCAGAUACGCCUCCUGCUACAGCGGUGAGUCACCACGGGGGCGCUGCAGAGCUCUGGUCUGGCCCAUGGUCUGGACUGUGUUUUCUGUUGUGGAGGUGGACCAGAUGCAUCAUAUAAUCGAGGGGUCCAUGGACUGGGACGAGACUAGGGACUUGUGCCGGUCUCAGUUCACAGGCCUGAGCUCUGCCCGGGAUCAGAACCAGAUUCAAAACGUCUUUAAAGCGUUCCAAAACCAGCACCGGACCACCACCCCAGCCUCUACAACCACUAAAGCAGGUACCAUCGUGUAUGUCAGAUGCCCUCCUGUCUCUGUAGUGUUAGACUGAGAUGGGGGCAGAUGUUUUUGGUUGGAUGUAGGGGUAGUGUAGGAGGGUGGGAGGGCAUCUGACACUUGUGGUUAUGUCCUCAGGUCUGGACAGGAUCUGGAUUGGUCUGUCCUGGUGCUGGGCGUGGUGGGACCAGAGGCCGGUCUCGUGGAGUCACUGGGAUUCGGACCCUAAAGACUGGGGGCUGCAUGGUUCUGGACAGUGGAGGCAAGUGGAGCCAAGAGGACUGCACCAAGGAGCACGGAUUCAUCUGCCAGAAAGAUGUUGUGGAGAUGAAGUGGACAAAACUGAAGUUGCAUCUGAAUACAGGAUCUGCAGAUCUCACUGAUCCAGUGGUCCAACAGUCCCUCCUGAACCAGGAUCUCGUUGCAGAUUGGUGAGAGGCUGCAGAGGUCAGAGGUCACUGGAGUCAAACUGAGCUGGAGUCAGUGCAGAAAGGAUCCCUUUAACACAGCGCUCCCCACUGGCUGUGUGCUGAAGGUGCAGCCAUGAAGACGAGGAGGAGAGGAAGAGGAGAAGAGGAUGAGGAAAUGUCUGAAAUCUGUUUUAUUUACUUUGGUGUAUUUUGUAGUGAAUAGAGAUGUUCAGGACUAAACCAGGACUAAACCAUUUUCAGACUGAAAUGGGAACAAUAGUGAAAUUUACUGUGUAUCCAUUAGUUUAUUAUAUAUUUAUCUCUCCUACUCCUACUCUUCCUACUCCUCCUACUACUACUCCUCCUACUACUCCUCCUACUACUCCUACGUCAGUUUCUCAAAUGGAGAAUCAGUUGUAAUAAUGACUGAAUCAUUAGAAUACAGUUUUGUUCCUGUACAGUCUGUUUCAUAGAGCGUGUAUGGGAGCUAUACAUUCUGUCUAUAUGUGUAUGUUCCAUCUAAAACACUGACAUGUUUCAGUGUUUCAGUGGUCUGCAGGCUUCAGAGUGACAGUUCUUUGUACAGCUGUUACAGAGGCUUCAUGCUGUUUGUCAAAUUCAAUAAAGCACAAUACAACUACAGAAAAA